Molecule: messenger RNA, 1741 nt
Organism: Camellia sinensis
Lineage: Eukaryota; Viridiplantae; Streptophyta; Magnoliopsida; Ericales; Theaceae
Product: metacaspase-3
Biological process (GO): proteolysis
Cellular component (GO): cytoplasm
Molecular function (GO): cysteine-type endopeptidase activity
Source: RefSeq, a predicted model, not a curated record
UUGCAUUGUGCAACAGUGAGAUUCGAAUCCAAGCAUCAUGCUCGGUAAAGAAGCACAAAAUCCCCCCUCAAUUGUACUUCCAAUCAGUAGAAAUGGAAUAAGAGUAGAGAAAGUUGCAUUGCGCAACGGUGAGAAUUGAAUCCGGACAUCAUGCUUGGUAAAACAGUGCAAAAUUCCCUCUCAAUCAUACUUUCGAUCAGUAGAAAGGGGAUAGGAUGAGAGAAAGUUGCAUAGUGAGAUUCGAACUUGGACAUCACGCCCAGUAAAAAAGCACCUCAUACACCAUACCAACCUGUCUCCCCACUCAAACAUACUAUAAAUAUAACUGACCACUCUCUCCAUAAUUACACACACUACUACAUCUACAAAAAAAUGGCAAGACAGAGAUGCAAUUGUGGGGUGCUACUAGCAGUGCCAAACGGUGCUCAAACUUUUUGCUGUCCGGUGUGCUAUGCCAUUGUCGUUUGCUCCAAUAACUAUGGCCACGUUCCACCAGCAGCCUCCAACAACGGCUACAAUGUCCCGGUAGCCUCCAACAAUAAUGGCUACAUGGUCCCGGCAGCGAACAAUUACAAUGGUAUUCCCAACAAUUAUUGUCCUAAUUACAAUCGUACAGACUAUGGUCACAAUAACCAACAACCGUUGUGGCAAUUGCCUCAGCUAUUACCUCUUUCAGUGCAUGGAAGGAGACGGGCAGUGUUAAUCGGAAUAUGCUACCAUGGCCAGAAAAAAAGCCUAAAGGGUAGCAUUAAUGAUGCAAGGUCAAUGAAAAAUUUUCUGGUUAAUAGGUUGGGUUUUCCAAAUGAAUCUGUCUUAGUCCUUACAGAAGAAGAGAAUGACCCAUACCGGAUACCAACGAAGCGCAACAUCAGGAUGGCCAUGAAGUGGCUUGUCCAGGGUUGCCAGUCUGGGGACUCAUUGGUGUUUCAUUUCUCUGGCCAUGCCUCACAAGUGCCUGACCUCGACGGAGAUGAGGUUGAUGGGUAUGAUGAAGCACUCUGCCCUGUUGAUUAUCAGACUGAGGGAAAUAUAUUGGAUGAUGAGAUCAAUGCCACCAUUGUAAGGCCACUACCCCACGGAGCCAAACUUCAUGCCAUCAUUGAUAGUUCCUUCAGCGGAACAAUUCUUGAUCUGCCAUUCAUAUGCAGGAUGAACCACAGGCAAGGAUAUUAUGCAUGGGAAGAUCACCGUGUCUCCACUGCUUAUAAAGGCACAAGUGGUGGUACAGCAAUCUGCUUUAGCGCUUGUGAUGAUGAUCAAAACUCUGGAGAUACUAUGGCUUUCACAGGCGACACUGCAACUGGUGCAAUGACUUAUAGCUUCAUCCAAGCUAUGGAAAAUGAAUGUGGAUUGACAUAUGGCCGCUUACUUCCUAGCAUACGCAAUAAAAUUUGUGAGGCUCAUAAACGUCUCUAUGGUCCUUGUGCACCUCCUACAUCACAGGUGCCUCAACUGUCCUCUACAGAGAUGUUUGACAUUCGCUCAAAACCAUUUGUGCUAUAAGAGUAUACUGUUCAAGCGAAAUUAGUUGCUGCAAUCAAAGUAAUAAAUGUAAUUAGAUGAAUCAGACUGUUUAUGAAUAAACAAAGUACCAUCUCCACAUAAUAGAAGCUUGAAACAAAAUAAAAAUUCGAUUUUGAGAGAGAUGAAACGAGAAGUGUACCUCCAUAUAUAUAUAUAUAUGUAUAUAUAUAUUGAUUAGGCUUCUAAAUAUGCAUUUUUGCUAUAUUUUCCUCCAUCA